Messenger RNA from Bactrocera latifrons, 2579 nucleotides. RefSeq names its product proton-coupled amino acid transporter 4. Gene Ontology annotation, cellular component: vacuolar membrane. Gene Ontology annotation, biological process: amino acid transmembrane transport. The transcript is spliced from 6 exons. The record is from RefSeq and is a predicted model, not a curated record. Lineage: Eukaryota; Metazoa; Arthropoda; Insecta; Diptera; Tephritidae. Bases 663 to 1994 code for a protein of 443 amino acids. Gene Ontology annotation, molecular function: amino acid transmembrane transporter activity.
AAAAAAACUCCGAGUGACAAAAGAAUAAGUUAAUCAAAAGUAAUUAAGUUAAUUAAAAGGUGCAAAUAAAAAUAAAACAAGUUAUCAAAAAAAUACGAAAAUCAAUUGAAAAUAUUUUUUCAAACCACAAUUCAAAUACAAAUACAACAAAAACGUUUAUGGUCAAACUCCUUAUUUGUCGUGUGUGUUGUUGUGUAUUUUCGGUGCAAUUUUGUUUGCAAAUCAGUUGCCAAAUUUAACGCGUUUAUUGAACUUGUCACAACAUUUGCGUGCAUGUGUCUGUAUGAACGUGUGCAAUAGAACAUGUCUGUUAUGCUAAUUGCCGAAUCUGGUGGAAUUAUUUGCUCAAUUAAUUAAACGGAGCAGCUGUGCAAAAGCAACUGAAGCAGUGGACUUAACUUUUUUUAACCGUUACACACUCAAAGCGCUGUCAAAGUAAACUAGUGAAAUUCCAGACAAGUGUAAAAGACCGCAAUAACAAGAUAAACACGUGAGCACAAGAAUUCCUCAAUUCCAACAGCGCAAUUGAAACAAGAAUAAGAUUGUUGAAGGCAGAAAUUAUAGAAAAAAAUAAUAAUUCACAAUUCUAAGUGAAAUAAGAUAAGAUUACAAGAAAUAAGUGUAGUAACUCGACAUACAGUAUUAUAGAAAAGUAACAAAACAUGGGCGUAACACUGGAGGUGCGAAAUGGCAAGAACGCCAAGGCGAACGCAGCGGAUCUUGAGGGUAGUGGCGGCAUGCAGACAAACCGCACAAGUAAAAUGGAGACUGCGACACAUCUUUUCAAAGGUAGCGUCGGCGCUGGCCUCUUCGCUAUGGGUGAUGCCUUCAAGAAUGGCGGUCUGGUCGGUGCUACUGUGCUGUUGCCCAUUCUGGCGGUUAUUUGCGUGCACUGUGAGCGUCUGCUGAUUGACAGUUCGAUCAUGGUCGUGGGUAAGACACCCGGUGUGGACUUCUUCGAUUAUCCGGAUACGGUGGAAAAGGUCUUUGAAUAUGGGCCACCGCCUGUGCGAAAAUUGUCCAAAUUAAUGCGUACAAUUGUGGAGACUUUUCUGUGUGUAACACAAUUCGGCUUCUGUUCGAUAUAUUUCGUUUUCAUUACGGAGAAUCUGCAUCAGGUACUGCAACAAAACGGCAUCGAAAUUAGUCAAACCACCACAAUGGCAAUCACAUUGCUGCCGGCCAUGUUGCCUUCGUUACUCACCAAUUUGAAAUACAUCUCACCCGUUUCGAUGUUGGCCAACUUGUCGCUACUCUUCGGUCUUCUAGCCACGCUGGUAAUCGCGUUGCAAGGCCCCAUGCCGGCCAUAAGCGAGCGUCACUACAUCACCAACGGUACACAGAUGGCAUUGUUCUUUGGCACAGCGCUUUUCGCCUUCGAAGGCAUUGCGCUUAUACUACCGUUACGCAAUAAAAUGCGUAAUCCUGAAAACUUUACGAGUACUUUUGGUGUUUUAAAUGUGACCAUGGGAAUGGUAACGACAAUUUUCAUAUUCACCGGUUUCAUUGGUUACAUGCGUUGGGGUGAGGAUGUUGAUGGCAGCAUAACGUUGAAUUUGAAUGCAGAAGAAGUCAUGUCACAGGUUGUCAAAAUCGUCGCUGCGCUGGGCGUUUUCUUCGGUUAUCCCAUACAAUUCUUCAUCCUGAUUAAGAUCAUCUGGAAACCGAUGAAGGAAUCAUGCGGUGUAGCCCAAAGCUAUCCUAUUACUGUACAAGUUGUGUUCCGUUUCAUCAUGGUGAUGUGUACAUUUGGUGUUGCUGUGAUUGUGCCCAAACUCGGACUCUUCAUUUCGCUAAUCGGUGCACUGUGUUCCACUUCAUUGGCGCUCUUGAUACCGGUGAUACUUGAUUUUGUUUUGCGCGCUGGCGUGCCCAAAGCCCUGACCACUUGGGUGUACCUGAAGAACAUGGCGAUUGUGCUGAUUGCCUUGUUAGGCAUUGCCACCGGCACUUAUCAGAGCGUUGUAGAGAUAAUCCAAGAAUUUUAUGAUUAAAUAUGUUGUGACAGGCAAAUAACAAUUAAGUUUGAUAUCCAUGUACGUAUGUGUUGAUGUGGUAUUUAUUACCGUUAUAUAUUAUGCAUUAGUUGUGUCACGUGUUGUGUUAAGUUAGUACAUUUUUAAGUAAUUAUGGCCAUGAGAAAAGUAAUUAUCGAUAAAAACAAAUUAUUGUAAAUAAGCUGUUAUGUAAAUACUUAGUUAAUAGGUCGUCCCUCAUAUAUUUUUUCAUAAUGGAGGGAUAUCAUUACGAUUUCCAUGCCUAAGUAGCACCAAAUAGUCUGUUAGCUUUUCUAUUAGUGUUAAUUUGAUUAAAUUUAAGUAUUUGUAUUUCUAUGGUUUUUAUAUAACGUGAAGCUGUGCUAAGAUGAACACUGUGUUACUUUGUUUUAAAAAUUCUGAUUUAAAAAGCGUAAAUUACUUUAUAUAAAUUUUAAAUAUUAUUUGUUUUUAGUUCUUAACUAUAAUUUUAAUUGCAAGAACAUAUGUAUUAUUAGUCUAAAAGCUUUCCAUAGGAUAAGAAAGUAUUUUAUAGAAAAAUGCUAAAUAAAAAGAAAAUACAAUUCAACUAUAACAUCUAAA